UCUCCACAUUCUCUGGCUGGCGAUUAAAUUACAGUAAGCUUUUCUGUUGAUGAAAUAAAUGAAGGGAUAUUUUUUCUGUAUUUCGUAGCCAUCAAGACGAUGAUUUAUAUUCUAGAUGAAACGUACUUCUAUGCUAGAGCAGUGACGUCAUUGACUAGACCCCCCUCCUCUUCUUACGGCUUUAACUUCCAAGAUAUAAUUUCCAACAACGGUCACGUUUACAAUUCCAGAAACGGCACGUUCGUCUGUCCAGAGUCUGGUUUGUAUGUUUUUGCUUUCUCUGUGGAGACCCAGCGGCGGGAUUUCAUGGUUUACAUUUACCGAAACGGACACAAGUUUAAUGACAUUGGAGUGUGGCCAGAUUCCUCGUCAGGGUCCAACAAGGACACCUCCUCCACCCUACAGGUUUUCCCCCUGACCCGCGGGGACAGAGUGUAUCUUUAUGCGACUGAUACUGAUAGCAUUAUAGAACCUAAACAGUCAUCAUUUUCUGGAUGGCGCAUUGGUUCAAUGACUUCCCGCUCAGCUUUUAUGGCUAUGGCACCAUUAUCUACAUCCUCUUCUCCUGUCUACUUCAGUACGGAAUACCUGGACACAUCCGACUCGUUCUUCAUUGAUAGAUUUCAAGCCAACAAAGAUGGCGUUUAUUUAUUCUUCUGGAAUAUGGAAGCUGGCGAUAGACUUCUGAAGUCCUGGCUGCAGGUUAAUGGUGAAACUGUAGGACAAACGAUCUCUGAUGGACGAAAUUUAGGCUAUGAUAGCGGUUCCAAUCUCACCAUUUUGCGCCUGCGCAAGAAGGAUGUCGUUACUGUAAGACAGGAUUCAAGAGCUGUCGGAGACCAGACAAUGAUAUCUGGGUAUUUUAUGUUCUCGUGAAUUUCUUUUCGGUUUGUUGACUCAUUCUACAUGUAAUCUUUCAUCUUAAUUUUUGCCAAAUGUGAUAAUCCAAAAAUUAAACAUUUUUCAUUACAUGGACA
Messenger RNA from Saccostrea cuccullata (small rock oyster), 977 nucleotides. RefSeq lists its product as uncharacterized. Lineage: Eukaryota; Metazoa; Mollusca; Bivalvia; Ostreida; Ostreidae. Gene Ontology annotation, molecular function: protein binding. The coding region runs from base 100 to 876 and encodes 258 amino acids. The transcript is spliced from 2 exons. The record is from RefSeq and is a predicted model, not a curated record.